Molecule: messenger RNA, 4869 nt
Organism: Aspergillus thermomutatus
Lineage: Eukaryota; Fungi; Ascomycota; Eurotiomycetes; Eurotiales; Aspergillaceae
Exons: 11
Coding region: 1-4869 (1622 amino acids)
Biological process (GO): mannose trimming involved in glycoprotein ERAD pathway; carbohydrate metabolic process; endoplasmic reticulum mannose trimming
Cellular component (GO): membrane; endoplasmic reticulum
Molecular function (GO): mannosyl-oligosaccharide 1,2-alpha-mannosidase activity; protein binding; calcium ion binding
Source: RefSeq, a predicted model, not a curated record
AUGAUGUCGGGAGAGAAAAGACCAGCGCAAGAAGCCUUCGGCUCCUCAAAUCAACUUGUCGUCAAACGAAAGAAGUCCGACGGAGAUAUCAAUGCUGGGACAGCUGUUGUGAAAUCUUCAGCUCAGAAUGGAGCUCUCGUGCAAGCAAUUCCUCGUACCAGUGGGCUUGAUGCCCCCAUAAUGGAACUGACAGGUCAUUCUGGCGAGGUCUUCACCGUGCGAUUUGACCCAACUGCACAGCACAUUGCGUCUGGCUCGAUGGAUCGGUCUAUUUUACUUUGGAACACAUAUGGGCAAUGCGAGAAUUAUGGCGUUCUGACCGGCCAUCGUGGGGCGAUUCUGGAUUUACAAUGGUCGCGAGAUUCACGGGUGAUUUUCUCCGCAUCGGCGGAUAUGACACUAGCGAGCUGGGACUUGGAAACUGGACAGAGGAUACGACGCCACGUUGGGCACGAGGAGAUCAUAAAUUGUCUUGAAAUCAGCAAACGAGGCCAGGAGCUUCUGGUUAGCGCGAGCGACGACGGUUGCAUAGGGAUUUGGGACCCACGACAAAAGGAUGCUAUUGAAUAUCUCGAAACAGAGCUUCCCAUUACCGCAGUAGCCCUGUCGGAAGCAGGAAACGAAGUCUACAGUGGAGGCAUUGAUAAUACGAUUCACGUCUGGGACUUGCGAAAGAAAUCUGUUGUGUACUCCAUGGCUGGCCAUACGGACACCAUCACGUCCCUGCAGAUUUCGCCGGACUCGCAGACCCUGCUGUCCAACUCUCAUGACUCGACAGUGCGCACUUGGGAUAUUCGGCCCUUCGCUCCAACAAAUCGACACAUCAGAACAUACGACGGUGCCCCCAUGGGGCUAGAAAAGAACCUGAUCAGGGCUAGCUGGGAUCCAAAGGGUGAAAAGAUUGCAGCUGGUAGCGGCGAUCGAAGUGUUGUGGUCUGGGACUUCAGGUCUGGGAAACUUCUAUAUAAGCUUCCUGGGCACAAAGGCACUGUCAACGACGUGCGAUUCUCGCCGAAUAAUGAGCCCAUAACCACAAUCUUCCUGCUUGCCGUUAUCGCUCUCUACCUUGCAAUACACUCCGCUACACACCUCGGUCAGGAAAUCCAUAUUCUAUUGAUCUUCAUGAUCUUGAUUCUCUCUAUCAUCUUCUGCCAUGCUUUGAUUCGCUUCGCUAUGGAGAUCUUGCAGGACCCAAGGUCUACUGUUGCGAGGAAUCGCAUACCCAGUAGAGUAGGCCCAAUGGGAUAUGCUCAGCCAGAUCGCCCCAUUCAGGUCAUUCUUGCGGGAGAUGAGGAAACUUUGGUCGAAAGCGACGGCGCCGCACGGGAAAAGGUCACGGCUCCCCCUCCAGCAUAUGGUCUUUGGAGAAGUAGCGUGAAAAUCAACCCUGAUCUCCUCUAUUGGCAGCGUCUAGAGGACAAUGCACCUCCACCCGCAGCCGUCAACGGGAUAGAAAGAAGGUCGAACAGGAAGCCUUUAGCGCCUAGACCUCCUAGUUACACAUCCGAUGAUGGUGUUGAUUACGUGAUUCAAGCGCAACCACGACCUUUCGUGACCCGACAUGAUACUGAAGAUAAAUUCAAGUUCCCAUGUCAUCUGCGGCUGGUUCGCUUCUGCGGUAAUGCGCUCGGGAUGUUGGAGCUUACAGAUGUUCGACCUUCGAUCAGCAUGGACGACUUGGGUCUUACUCCUGUCGCUAUGGCUCGCCAUGGCUCAGGGAAAGAGACCGAGCACAUGUUCUACCAUGGAUUCGAGAAUUAUAUCAAAUAUGCCUUUCCGGAAGACGAGCUGCGUCCUUUAUCCUGUCGUCCGCUGGUUCGCGAUCGUGAUAACCCCGCGCAUGCUGAGCUCAAUGACGUCCUGGGAAAUUACUCCCUUACACUGAUUGACAGCCUAUCCUCGCUAGCGAUUUUGUCAUCUAGUCCCGAUGAAGGCCAGAGAGCUUGGAACCACUUCCAAGACGGAGUGAGUGAUUUUGUUAAGCUAUACGGGGACGGCUCGGAUGGCCCUGCUGGUCAGGGUGAACGGGCAAAGGGGUUCGAUAUUGACAGCAAAGUACAAGUCUUUGAGACCGUCAUUCGAGGGCUAGGUGGAUUGCUCAGCGCUCAUCUCUUCGCCGUUGGUGACCUUCCAAUCACCAGAUAUACUCCUCCAGAACCGGAAGCCACCUUUGCCAAGGCGUGGAACAAAUCAGCUUUCCCAGAACACAGUCAUGGAAUCAAGUGGGCAAAUGGGUUUUUUUAUGAUGGUCAGCUCCUCCGGCUCGCUGCUGACUUGGCAAAUCGCCUUCUACCUGCCUUCUAUACGGACACUGGUCUUCCAUACCCUCGAGUCAAUCUACGAUACGGUGUUCAACGGCGCCCGUUCUAUGCGAAUUCGCCAUUGAAUGCGGAUAAACAAUGCGACGGGUCUGAUUGCGAGGUCUGUCGGGAAGACCGUCAGCGCACUACUUCAGAAACCACGGAAACUUGCAGUGCGGGUGCAGGCAGCCUCGUUCUCGAGUUCACGGUUCUGAGCAGGCUCACCGGAGAUGGUCGAUACGAAGAGCUCGCGAAGAGAGCAUUCUGGGCUGUUUGGGCGCGAAGAAGCGACAUUGGAUUAAUUGGCUCGGGAAUAGAUGCGGAAUCAGGUCGUUGGGUUCAUUCUUUUACCGGGAUUGGCGCUGGCAUCGACAGUUUUUUUGAGUAUGCUUUCAAAUCCUACAUCCUGCUCUCGUCGGGACAACGCUCCCCGUAUGACCCCAGAAGUCCCUGGCAGGCCCUGGAUGGUUACUUCCCGCCGUUGAGUGAACAUGAGCACUCAGCAGAAGCGUUCCUGCGCGUGUGGGAAGAGUCUCAUGCGGCAAUCAAACGGCAUCUAUAUCGAGGGGAGGGUUAUCAACAUCCGCAUCUGAUUCAAGGCGACAUUUUUACCGGCGCAACACGGGCCUUCUGGAUCGAUAGCCUGAGCGCUUUCUAUCCAGGCCUUCUCUCUAUAGCAGGGGAGCUGGAUGAGGCCAUAGGCAUACACCUUUUGACGACAGCAGUCUGGACCCGAUUCUCUGGCCUUCCUGAGAGAUGGAACGUCGCCACCGGGAAUAUUGAGGGUGAACUUGCUUGGUACGGUGGCCGUCCGGAGUUUAUUGAGUCCACAUACUAUAUAUAUCGGGCCACCAAGGACCCGUGGUAUCUCCAUGUUGGCGAAAUGGUACUCCGGGAUCUCAAACGCCGGUGUUGGGCGAAGUGCGGCUGGGCCGGUCUUCAGGACGUCCGCAACGGAGAGUUGAACGAUCGAAUGGAGAGUUUCUUUUUGGGAGAGACUGCCAAGUAUCUAUUUCUCCUGUAUCACCCUGACCAUCCUUUGAAUAACCUGGAUCGGCCCUUUGUCUUUUCAACCGAGGGUCACCCGCUCAUUAUACCUACAAGUUCCAGUGCCAGCCCCCAUCAGCAUAGGAAGCAGGCGCGGCUUGAAGAGCUGGUCAAUCAAUCAGUUUGCCCAUUGGCACCUCAGCCACCGACAUUCGGUCUAUCGUCAACAGCGGCGCGUCCUGAUGUUUUCCAUGCCGCAAAUUUGGCUCGAUUGCACCUAAUGCCGAGCAGAGGCCUGACCGAAGGGCCGAUUCUAGAGUAUGCGCAUGACCAUCCUAGUGUGACAGUGUCCGAUCUAUCUUCACCGACCAACUACACGUUUUACCCGUGGACUCUUCCCCCUGAAUUGGUGCCCUUCAAUGCAACAAGCUCACCGAUGACCUCGCGACCCACACUCGACAUCUCCUUCCCAGCCAUUCCGGGUAUGGUCAUGGGACCUGGGUCAAUUGAGCGGGUUCGGGAUGGAAUCUUCAUCAAGAACAUCGGAGGCCUUCGAUUGAGCAUGGUUCAGGAUGUGCCGUCGCACGAUGCGACCGGGAAGGCGGAUCGCGAUGAGUUCCGGGUGCAGGUGAUUAACAAUGUGCCUUUGGGCAAAGAUGAGAAGGUAUACCUCUCACGAGAAAUCACCUUUGAUAUCCUCGAUCCCACUGAUCCCAAUUUCACUCGGAUGCGCGACUCCGCCAUGAUUGACAUCGUCAUUGACGUAAUCCCAGAGCUUCUCCGUCGAGGAAAUGAUUCGAAUGGUAAUCGCGAAUCAGGUGCUGCGGAGCAUAGUCAAAACCAUGUCAUCCACGAAUCCGCCUCCAUCAACGAUAAGGUCGGGAGCGUUGACCCUUCGAACUCCGGAAUGAGGACUGUGUUCUCAUCUCUAAUGGACACUGUGUCUUCACUACUCCGGGACGAGAAUCCAGGGUUGACGACCCAAUCAUCCCCGAAAAAGUCGUCUAUUGUACGGUUGAGCCUGCCAGCUGCCAUAUCUAGCGGCGCAGGCUCGGCACCCGUCCCAGAGGUGGACGACGCUUCUAUUGUUUCCAUCUCCGGGGAUCCGUCUAAAAGUCGCCUGUCGUGGUCCACGAUUUACUUUGGCGAUGAGAUCUGUGAUCAUCGGAUCUUACGGGACAUUGCUCAAAGUCAUCAAGUCCUGGUCAUCAAACGAGGCGGUUGCAGCUUCUCUCAAAAACUGCGCAACAUCGCCGCUUACCCACCGUCGCGACAUGCACUCAAGCUUGUCAUUGUGGUCGAUUACGAUGAGAAGACGUUCGCGGAGGCUUCAACAUCCAAGCCUACCCCUUCUGCAGGUCUGGCCGCCCUUCGCGCUGAACCGUUUCUUAUCCGGCCGUUGUUAGACGAGCCGCAAAUGACCGCAGGAGGGCUUCCCCGUCGCCAUCCUAUCAGCAUGGUGAUGGUUGGCGGCGGCGAGGAAACGUACGAGUUGCUGCGACGAGCGACAGGUCUUGGCAUUAAGCGACGCUAUUCGGUUCGCUCUCAGGGCAUACCGAUCAAUAAUCUGUACAUAGUUUGA